Messenger RNA from Bacillus rossius redtenbacheri, 4099 nucleotides. RefSeq names its product lysosomal alpha-glucosidase-like. The record is from RefSeq and is a predicted model, not a curated record. The transcript is spliced from 17 exons. Gene Ontology annotation, molecular function: alpha-1,4-glucosidase activity; carbohydrate binding. NCBI's taxonomy places the organism in Eukaryota, Metazoa, Arthropoda, Insecta, Phasmatodea, Bacillidae. Gene Ontology annotation, biological process: carbohydrate metabolic process. The coding region runs from base 149 to 3196 and encodes 1015 amino acids.
UAGUUUGUGUAUAUUUUCGUAAAAUUUUUGUUUUGAUUGCCGUAAGUGCUGUUUUCUAUGGGACAGCGGAAGCAAGCCCAUAAGAUUUGAUACUGUAUUUAUGAAGAAUUUGUGUUUGGCGAAAUCGUUUAUCAUUGUGUAGAAAUUAAUGAUAGGAGAAAUGAAACAUCUUUUAAGCAGAAUUUUAAAAUUCAAAACCAAAACGCAAGAUGAUAAUACAGAUUUGUUUGUAAACGUGACCUUUGAUUGUAUUGAUAAACCGAAUGAAUGUGCGAAGGUGUCGGCUGCGACGAAUUUAAACAAGACUAAAAAACAUGAAUAUUCUAGAGAGUUCGUUGAUUCCAAGUGCCCUCAUUUCAACAUUGCAGUAAUUUUGAUUGUAUUACUUUUGGCUGUAGUCUUUGUUGUUGUACCUCUGGUGUACCUUUUACAUUGUUUUGAUUUGCUCUAUACUCGAUGGACAACUAAUGAGUUUACGGUUUUCGCUGACCAUAAUCGUGAUUCUAGUCAUGAGCAGAUUCAUAAACACGGGAUUUAUGUUGGGAAGUAUCGUCCAGAAAACCCUGCCAAAGAGACACGUUCAAAGUCACCAAUAUUACCACGUCAACGUUGCACAGUUGUUCCCGACUUAGAAAAGUUUGACUGCUAUCCAGAAAAUGGGGCUAGUGAAAAUUUGUGUUUGAAAAGGGGUUGCUGCUGGUAUAAAGAGCAAACAAAUACAAUGAAGGAUACUUCAUCUUUGGGAGUCCCAUUUUGUUACUACCCAAAAAAUUAUGGAGGGUACCAGUAUUUAAACAUUUCUACUGCUUCAUCAGGUAUCAUUGCAUUCUUGGAAAGGACAUUUGUGUCACCAUAUCCAAAUGAUGCUAGUAUUAUUAAACUGGAAGUUAAAUAUGAACAGCAACAAAGACUUCGCAUCAAGGUUACUGAUCCUAAUAAUGUGCGGUUUGAGCCUCCGUACCCAGAGGUACCUAUAGUUGACCAUGAAAAGUGGCCAGGAAGCGCAGACUACUCUGUGAACAUUGACAAAACCAAGUUGGGGUUCCAGAUCAUUAGAAAAAGCGAUGGACUGUUGAUCUUUGACGCCAUGGACGUCGGAGGCUUGGUGUUCGCGGACCAGUUCCUGCAGCUGUCGGCGCGCCUGCCGUCGCACCGCGUGUACGGGCUCGGGGAGCACACCAGUCCGCUGCAGCUGUCAACGAACUGGACCCGUUUCACCAUGAUGAACCACGACCAGAUCCCCAGUGAGGACACCAACUUAUAUGGUAGUCACCCCUUCUACCUCGUGAUGGAGGACUCUGGGAAGAGCCAUGGUGUCUUCCUUCUGAACAGUAAUGCGAUGGACGUCAUCCUUCAGCCGACACCAGCCAUCACAUUCCGGACCAUUGGGGGAGUGCUGGACUUUUUCUUCUUCUUGGGACCGAGCCCAGCUGACGUGGUGCGGCAGUACACCGACGUGAUUGGAAAGCCGUUCAUGCCCCCCUUCUGGGGCCUGGGGUUCCACCUGUGCAGGUACGGCUACAAGACAAUAAAUCGUACUAUAGAGGUUUGGAACAGAACACGAAAUGCUGGGAUCCCCUUGGAUGUUCAGUGGAAUGACUUGGACUACAUGCAGCAUGCCAAUGAUUUCACGUUAAACACAACUACAUUUGGUGGAUUACCGGAGUUUGUACAGCAUUUGCACAAGCUUGGCAUGCAUUACAUCCCUCUGAUAGACGCUGGCGUUAGUGCUGGUGAAGAACGUGGCUCGUACCCACCAUAUGACGAAGGGCUCAAGUUGGGAAUAUUUGUGAAGAAUUCUUCUGGAUUACCUGUUGUGGGGAAAGUAUGGAACUCUGUUUCCACCGUGUGGCCGGACUUCACCCACCCACGCACAGUGGUCUACUGGCUGGAUCAGCUCACCGCCAUGCACAACCUGUUCCCCUUUGAUGGAGCUUGGAUCGAUAUGAAUGAGCCAUCGAACUUCCUCUCGGGGACCGCGAGAGGCUGUGACAACACUUCGUUGGACUACCCUCCGUACACGCCGGGCGUGCUGGGAGGCGAGCUCUUCUACCGCACACUGUGCAUGUCCCAUGACCAGUACGCCGGCAAGCACUAUGACGUCCACAACCUGUAUGGUUUCACCAAUGCUAUUGUCACUAGCUUCGUGCUGUCACAAAUACGAGGGAAGCGGCCAUUUGUAAUAUCGCGGUCAACGUUCUCUGGACAUGGUCACUAUGCCGGCCAUUGGAGUGGCGACGUAGUCUCCUCGUGGAGUGAUAUGAAGAAAUCUAUUCCUCAAUUGCUGAACUUCAAUAUGUUUGGCGUGCCACUGAUGGGAGCGGACAUCUGUGGCUUCAACCAGAACACGACUGCGCCUCUGUGUCAGCGUUGGAUGGAGCUGGGGGCGUUCUAUCCCUUCGCCAGGAACCACAACACCGAUGAUGGCAUUGAACAAGAUCCGGUGGCUCUGGGGCCAGAAGUUGUGGCUGCAUCUCGAAAGGCACUCCUUACAAGAUACUCAUUGCUUCCGUAUCUUUACACACUGUUCUGGGAAGCGCAUGUGAAAGGGAACACAGUUGCGAGACCACUGUUUUUUGAAUUCUCAGAAGAUAAAAUUACUUAUGACAUUGAUUAUGAAUUCUUGUGGGGCUCGUCACUUCUAAUAGUUCCAGUUCUAGAAGAAGCAAAAACGAUGGUGACAGCGUAUUUACCCAGAGCACUGUGGUAUGACUUCUACUCGUCGGAGCUGCUGUCUAGAGGCGGCCAGAACAUCACGCUCGAUGCCCCGCUGGAUACGAUCCCACUGCUGGUCAGGGGAGGGGGCAUCAUCCCCAUGCAGGAACCAGCGAUGACCACCACCGACACUCGCAAGAACAAGUUCAGGCUACUCGCUGCUGUCGACGAGACCAACUCUGCGACUGGUUUACUCUACUGGGACGACGGCGAUUCUCUUAAUUCUUAUGAGGACCACUCGUACAACUUGCUGAGCUUCACUCUUGCCAACUCCACGCUGGUGGGUGCCCCAAUGUACUGGGGCUACAACACAGAACUUGUGCUGGGUGACUUGACCGUGCUGGGGAUUGACGAACAGGUGUGGUCAGUCCACGUCAAUAACGCGUCUGCUGAGUUCUUGUACAACUCCAUCAGCAAGUCUUUGUUCAUUGGAAAUUUGAGCCUUUCACUCAACCAACUUUUCACCAUAGAAUGGCAGUGAACAUGUUCUGCACACCAUUACCAAGUAGUGUUUUACUUUGUUGAAGAUCAAGAUGAUGUGUGUGUGUGGUGAGAUUAUCUAAUGUGUCACAUAUCAACAUUAAUUGCUCAAUAGUAGUCUUGUACAUGUGUAAUUGUUUUGUAUAUUUGUGAUAAUUUUUUAAGUAUGUUUAUUAUAAACUUUUUUUUGGCAGUUUAGAAAACAUGCUAUUUGGUGUUAAUUUGUUUUAUUUUCACUAUUGGUUCUCUAAGUUAGUUUUGUGAAUUAUUACUGUAGUAUGCAACAUUGGUAUGUUAUUUACUUUGUUCAUUGUGAUUACACUUUUGUUGAUAAUUAUUACUGUGUAAACAUGUUACCAUAAGGUCUUAUUAAGUAAUAGUGGUUUGGUACAUUUAAGUCUGUGCAUGACUGCUUUUUUUAUAAAGUAUUUUUAAUUCAAUUAAUAAUUUACCAGGUGAAUAUUUUUAUUACCAGUCAUUUAAAAACAUGAAUUUAAUGUCUUGAUAGCACAAGUAUUGCAGAAUUAAAAAUGCUUUUAUGUUUUCAGUAUAUUAUAGCUGAAAUGCUAGCUGCUUCAAUAAACAUAGCAUUAAAUUAUCUAAAUUUAAUCCUUCAACAUCACUAAUGAGAAAAACACCACACAAAUAAAUAGGUGUAUGUGUGAAAAACUUAAAGACUGUCUUAUUUAGUUCCUUAAUUGCAUUUAAAUGUGCCAAAAUAAUUUGUUUUUUCCAAAUGUCAUCAAAUUAUUUACAUGAUAAUGGAACAACGGUAAAAAUGCAGCAUGUGUUAUAUUAAAUAUAUUUUAUGACAAAAAUGUAUGAAGACAUACUGUUGUGUUUUACUUAUGUGUAUCAACAUCUUGUGUUCAUUAAAUAAAAAAACAUAUAAAUAUGUAAUAAA